Messenger RNA from Caenorhabditis sp. 36 PRJEB53466, 4496 nucleotides. The record is from the annotation of a GenBank genome assembly. Lineage: Eukaryota; Metazoa; Nematoda; Chromadorea; Rhabditida; Rhabditidae.
AUGUCCGUUUCGGUCGUGCUCGCCGCCGUCCUCUUCUCCGUCGUCAUGCUCGUUUCGGGGCAAGAGGCGCAGCAGGCGUGCGCAGUCAAUCAACUCUUCAACGGACAGAUUUGCACGUGCGCGCCCGGGUGAGACAUUCUCAAUGCCGCAGAGAGGGAUUUUCGCCUAAAAUUGAUGAUAAUCGAGACGUUUUUAUUCGUUUAUUUCGACGAGAAGAUCGGGAAACGACCACACCCUUGCGAAUAACCCCAAAUACGUUUAAAAUUACUCGACAACAGUUUUCACGGGUUUUCGGGAAUGCAAUACGAGCGGAAGUAGCAGAAUUUUAUGGGGUGUGAAAAAAAUAUUUUUUUUUCCGUUUUUUUUCGUUUUUUUACGUCAAAAAACCCAAUUCAGCGAUGUAAAAAAACAAAAAAAAACGGAAAACAAACGUACGCUGAAUAGCCGCAUUAUAAAAUUUAUUUUGUGUCAUGGGCGUAUCGAUUCGGUAUAAUAUGGGACAAAUCGGAUCAAUCUGAAUUCUUAGCGACAUAAUUUCCAAUCGAAAACCCUCCAAUCUAUAUUUUUAGGUACUUUUCGUCGGCGAACGACGAGUCGAAGGCGCGUUGUGAGGACGAGUGCGAAGAGGUAAAAACGGUGUGUCGGCCGGCCGCAAACCGGUUUCUUUUUCAGGUCUACUUCUCGCUUUUCACCACCGGAAAGUGCGUGAACAACAUUUUUGGCAACGUGCCAAAGGAUCAACAACCGGCAUGCAACUUGAGAUGCGGAGUGAGUGCGCCGAAUUGAGCGAUGGGCGUGGCAUUUAGAAUUAGAAAGAACACGAUUGCAUUCGAGUCGACAAGAAAAAAUGGAAUGCUUUCGAAAUUUGCUUGAAACCGUUGAAAAUGGGAAAAAGUGCAAACUUUUUGCGGCUGUUUUUAUAAGAUAUAUCGAUCGAUUUGAAAUUUGGACCCAAAAUACUUCAGCACAAGUCUAAAAAGCCUAAGAAAACGUGGGUCCGAUCGAUAUGGUCUCCGCCAAGCCCGCCGGCUGAACAAGAAAGGCCACGCCUGUUAGGCCAGGGCGCCGAGCCUUUUUGCGAUCAAGACUAGCAAAGCGCACGGAACCCCAGCAUUCCAAUGCGCAAGCAAGUUGUCAAUGGGGCGCGCUUGCAUCCACCGUCGGCUCGGAGUUUCUUUUUUCAAUUGAAACCCAGAAUUCUUUCGUUUUUCUCUUAAUAAACACUUAAAUUUUGUUCUUUGCGAACCGUGGGGCGAUUGUGUGAGGUAAAAGCAUCGAUUUAAGCGCGAAACGGAGCAGAUUCGUUCAGAAUUGACCAAAUUGAGGGCUUUGUCGAAAACUACUGAAAAAACGGAGUUUUAACGAUCAUUUGCCGAAUCGAGUUCGGACACUAGCAUUCGAACCGUCCAGUCAACAAGGAGUUUAUUGCGCAUCUUUUAAGCGCUCAACCGUCGAAAAAUAUACAGAAUUGAGAUAAUUGAGGCAAAUUUUCGAUUCCAACAGGAAAAAAAUUCUGUCAUUUUCACAUAAAACGUUUCGAAAUUGAUGAGGAAGCAGUUAAAAUUUUAUUUUUUAUUCAUUUCUAAUCAUUAUCAUAAGUUUUGACACUGAUUGGUUCUGAAAAGAUGGGAAUAAUGCAAAAAAAGGGAAAAUUGAAAUGAGAAACUCUACAACGACGUUCCGAAAUUACGCGUUACGCGCCUUGUUUAGCGCACCUGAAUUGCGCCAAGGGAAUUUUUUAUUGGAAGGCUGGGGUUCCGUGAAGCGCAACAAAAAACUCGCAUGAAUUUCUGAGAUUCAGCUCGUGUGAGCGUUUUGUGUCUCCUUGUAAGUUUUUAUGAUCAUAAUAAACGCAUUGUCAGAAAAAUUAGCAAAAAUGACUCAGAACUCUUCCGAAAGCGCGCACUUCAAGUUUUGGCGCACAGAAAAGGAGAGCACGCCGCCCGGCCUGUUCCGAGACUUUAGAUGCGUGCCGUCGAACGAAUACCGACUCAUUUCACUCGAUUUUUUGGGAAUGAGUUCAUUAUGAUGAAGACUUACAAAGAGACACAAAAAGCACGCACGAACAGUCAUACCUCGAAAAAAAGCUGUUUUGCCAGUGACCCCUAGACAUUUCUGCGAGUUUCUUGUUGCUGCUUGCGACUUUCAAUUAUAAUUAACUUAUUCCCAAAAAAUUAGAAAAAAUGAAGAAGUAUUCUGCGAACAGCACGCAUUAGAACUGCCGCCGGCCGGCGAAAUCAGCAGCCGACAGUUCACGGGACGAGGGCCGAACUUUCUCCCUCUCUUCUCCUCACUGCAUCUAAAAAGCGCUAAAUUGACAGUGAAAACAUUGUCAAACAGGGAAUUUUAAUGAGAAAAAAAAAAGAAUUUUGUGUUUUCAGAUCCGCAUCCGAAUGUGGGCCACAAUCGCCGCGUUCGCCGUCAUCGCCGCCGCCGUCGUCUCGCUCGUUCUGGCCCUUCCGAUGUGCAUCGCCUCGUGCUCGGCGUGCUUGAACGCCAAAAAGGUACGCUUUUUAUUCAAUAUUCACUUUCUUUCUAUGCCUUUUUUUGAAAACAAACUGUAAAAGAACAGAAAUGCACAGAAAAUCGUUAAAAUUUCACAGAAAACUUAGUAAAAUCGAUAAAAAUCCGAGAAAAAUCUCUGCAUUUUUUUCCGUUUUUCUCUCCCCGAUACUGUCGUUUAUUCGUUUAUUUAUCUCCUCUCGUAAUCUGUGCCCAUUUCUUUUUCUUUUCGACACUCUUCCGUCCGCCGAUUCCACCUUAUGACCCUCCGCAUUCGAAAAGUGAAUGAGUGCAGUCUCUUGACAUUCAUUUUUCCGUUCCCGAUGAGAAAGUCACAGAAAAUCACUGUUCGGGGGGUCAUUUUUUGCCUAUUUUUAAGAAAAUGCAAUGUCGAAUCGGAACUCGGACAGAAUUAUCCGAAAAAUCGAUAUCCGCGUGCACUUCUCGUCGUCUCUUUGACCUUUAUUUUAAAAAUAUGUCACUUUUUAAAUAAGUGUCCAAACAUCCUCUUGAAACCCGAAAUCAAUCGAUAUUUAUUGUCGUUCGCGUACAUUUGUACCCAUCCAUGCCGAACUGAUCUCUCGGCGCGUGUAAUAACAAUAAUUCACAGCAACAAAAAGUAACCGGUCUAUCCAAUUUUCACGCAAAUUGCUAGAGACAGUGUGUGUGUGUAGCGCGCCGCAAAAAUGUAUUUUUUUAAUGCACUGCAGCAGCCUAUGGACGAAAAUGGAAUAAUAGGAUUGAUGAUAGUUCUAUUGUAGUUGAUUCGAAAGAAGUAAACGGGGGCAAAACCGGUUUUUUUUUGUGAUUUCGUCUCGUUGCCCCUUUCCAAUAUUGUUGUUUUUGUUGUCGAGAGAUCUGAAGGGCGACCUGGGAAAUGAUUUGAGAAAAGACUGGGGGAAAUGAAGUAAGAGAAUAAUCUUUAGAUCUGACUAACGACACAAAACCAAUUUAAUCUCGCUCACAUUUAAAUACAAAGUUUUUAGUCAAAUUGUUAGCCACCAAAAUAGACAUCAAUCCCACUGAUUUCUUUCAAUCCUCAAACUCUACACGUACUAGACGGUACCGCGGGAAGACUCUGAAAUAAAGAAAAAGCGGCUGAAGAUUCAACCCAUUCCUUUCAUCCUUGUUCUACCAUAGAGUCGGUCCGAAUAGAGUAGAAGCUAUGAAACUUUUAUCAGAACCCGAUAAUAUCUUCUUCUUCUUCUUCUCCUUCUCUCUCCGACAGAUAUUGUCCGAUCCCAUAAAGGUCACUAACGUAUCAAAUGGAAUGAAACCGUUUGCGAAUAAAACGGACGACACACACACACAUAGAGAAAGAUAUUUAUCAAUUGAUAUGGAGCGGGUUAACCUAAAUACUUGAGACAUUUUAUUAUCGAUAACCGAGAUUGCAUUCCCGGGGGGAAAUUGAUAAUAUCCGAUUGGGUUGAAGACUUGAAAAUUGAGAAAAUAUUGUCGGUUUCAAGAAAAGUGAAAACGAAAACAGCUCUACGAUAGGAAAGUGGUUUCAUUAAAGUCUUUCCGAAAUAUUAGCUAAAUUCUCUCCGAUGAUGGAGAAUUUUGCAAGAAAAAUCUGGAAAAAAAUGGCGGUAGUAUUUCGGAUUCAAGAUUUAGACCCAUCCGAUUCUCCGGCCCCCGGAUAUGCCUUUUUGGCCUCACAUUUCUCGGGACCGGAUGAUCCGAUCGAUCUGAAACUUGGACCCGACGUACUUCAAUCCAAUUCCAAAAAGCCUGCAAAGUUUGGGCCCGAUCCGAUUAUUACAAGUGGCGCAAAAGUCCAGACCUCAAAAAGCCUGGAAAUUUGCCCAAGCCUGAUCAUGUUUAGACCCGAAAAGUGUGUGAAAAUGCGAACAACUAUAAUCCAAUUAUUGCAGGCGAACAAGAACGCGAAGCGAGUCGCUCUCGAGGCUCAGGCGGUCCCAUCGAAAGAUCAGCAAGUGGCGACGAUGGGAUACAAUCCGUACGCGUAUUGGCCGUAUUACGGACGUGCUUAA